CGGAUGUGAAUGGAUUACAAUGUAUCUUUCAGGGAAACCUAUUAUUAUCAAUGUGACUCCACGGGGGAGUCAAUGGUGAUGAUGAUGAGGAUGAUGAUGAUGAUGAGGAGACACCUCUAAACUUGGAACAAGUUUAAGACUUUAUGAGGAGAAGAAAAAAAAGCCACCAAGAUUUGUUUGAUGAAAAAUUAUAACUCUCCUGUGUUAUUCUUUUUUUUAUAAACAAUAAGAAAAAGUUGUUGGAUUUUUUUUUAAUGCUUUCUUUUUUUGGGGGGAGGGAAUUUUGUUGCAGUUUUAUGGUGGAAAAUGCAAAAACCAGAGCCAGGUGCAUAAUCUUGUAAUCUGUGGAAUAUCCCUGGAGCAGGACUGAGUACCAGUUAAGAUACUUUUUUGGGGAUACACAUGUGAGAUACUAAAUACUUGCAGAAGAUUUUUGUCUCUCUUUUUUAAAAAGUCUCUUUCCUUGGAAUAUUGUGAGCAUAUUUGUGGCCAUUUAAGGUUUGUGUGAUUUUGCUAAAAUGCAUCACCAACAGCGAAUGGCUGCCUUAGGGACGGACAAAGAGCUGAGUGAUUUACUGGAUUUCAGUGCGAUGUUUUCACCUCCUGUGAGCAGUGGGAAAAAUGGACCAACUUCUCUGGCGAGUGGACAUUUCACUGGCUCAAAUGUAGAAGACAGAAGUAGCUCAGGGUCCUGGGGGAAUGGAGGACAUCCAAGCCCGUCCAGGAACUAUGGAGAUGGGACUCCCUAUGAUCACAUGACCAGCAGGGACCUUGGGUCACACGACAAUCUCUCUCCACCUUUUGUCAAUUCCAGAAUACAAGGUAAAACAGAAAGGGGCUCAUACUCAUCUUAUGGGAGAGAAUCAAACUUACAGGGUUGCCACCAGCAGAGUCUCCUGGGAGGUGACAUGGAUAUGGGCAACCCAGGGACCCUUUCGCCCACCAAGCCCGGUUCCCAGUACUACCCGUACUCUAGCAGUAACCCCCGAAGGAGGCCUCUUCACCACAGUAGUGCCAUGGAGGUACAGACAAAGAAAGUUCGAAAGGUUCCGCCAGGUUUGCCCUCUUCAGUCUAUGCCCCAUCAGCAAGCACUGCCGACUACAAUAGGGACUCGCCAGGUUACCCUUCUUCAAAACCAGCAGCCAGCACUUUCCCCAGCUCCUUCUUCAUGCAAGAUGGCCAUCACAGCAGUGACCCUUGGAGCUCCUCCAGUGGGAUGAAUCAGCCUGGCUACGGAGGGAUGUUGGGCAAUUCUUCUCAUAUUCCACAGUCUAGCAGCUACUGCAGCCUGCAUCCACAUGAACGUUUGACCUAUCCACCACACUCCUCAGCAGACAUCAAUUCCAGUCUUCCGCCGAUGUCCACUUUCCACCGGAGUGGCACAAACCAUUACAGCGCCUCUUCCUGCACGCCUCCUGCCAACGGGACAGACAGUAUCAUGGCAAAUAGAGGAAGCGGAGCAGCAGGCGGCUCCCAGACUGGAGAUGCUCUGGGGAAAGCACUGGCUUCGAUCUAUUCUCCAGAUCAUACUAACAACAGCUUUUCAUCAAACCCUUCAACUCCUGUUGGCUCUCCUCCCUCACUCUCAGCAGGCACUGCUGUUUGGUCCAGAAAUGGAGGGCAGGCCUCGUCAUCUCCUAAUUACGAAGGACCCUUACACUCUUUGCAAAGCCGAAUCGAAGAUCGUUUAGAAAGGCUGGAUGAUGCUAUCCAUGUUCUCCGGAAUCAUGCUGUGGGCCCAUCCACAGCUAUGCCUGGUGGUCACGGAGACAUGCAUGGGAUCAUCGGGCCUUCUCAUAAUGGAGCCAUGGGUGGACUGGGCUCAGGGUAUGGAACCGGUCUUCUAUCAGCCAACAGACAUUCACUCAUGGUGGGGGCCCACCGUGAAGAUGGCGUGGCCCUGAGAGGCAGCCAUUCCCUUGUGCCAAACCAGGUUCCGGUUCCACAGCUGCCUGUCCAGUCUGCCACUUCCCCGGACUUGAACCCACCCCAGGAUCCUUACCGAGGCAUGCCACCAGGCCUCCAGGGACAGAGCGUCUCGUCCGGCAGCUCUGAGAUCAAGUCCGACGAUGAGGGCGACGAGAACCUGCAGGACACGAAAUCGUCCGAGGACAAGAAAUUAGACGACGACAAGAAGGAUAUCAAAUCCAUUACUAGGUCAAGAUCUAGCAAUAACGACGACGAAGACCUCACGCCGGAGCAGAAGGCGGAGCGCGAGAAGGAGCGGAGGAUGGCCAACAACGCCCGCGAGCGCCUGCGGGUCCGCGACAUCAACGAGGCCUUCAAGGAGCUGGGCCGCAUGGUGCAGCUUCAUCUCAAGAGCGACAAGCCCCAGACCAAGCUCCUGAUCCUGCACCAGGCCGUGGCGGUCAUCCUCAGCCUGGAGCAGCAGGUCCGAGAAAGGAACCUGAAUCCGAAAGCCGCCUGCCUGAAGAGAAGGGAGGAAGAAAAGGUGUCCUCGGAGCCACCCCCGCUCUCCUUGGCCGGUCCUCACCCCGGGAUGGGAGACGCAUCCAAUCACAUGGGACAGAUGUGAAGGGCAAGUCCAAGUUGCCACAUUGCUUCAUUAAAACAAGAGACCACUUCCUUAACAGCUGUAUUAUCUUAAACCCACAUAAACACUUCUCCUUAAACCCCUUUUUUGUAAUAUAAGACAAGUCUGAGUAGUUAUGAAUCACAGACGCAAGAGGUUUCAGCAUUCCCAAUUAUCAGAAAACAGAAAACACACACAAAAAAAAGAGAGAGAGAGAGAAAAGAAAAAGAACGGG
Molecule: messenger RNA, 2769 nt
Organism: Echinops telfairi (small Madagascar hedgehog)
Lineage: Eukaryota; Metazoa; Chordata; Mammalia; Afrosoricida; Tenrecidae
Gene: TCF4
Product: transcription factor 4
Exons: 20
Coding region: 519-2537 (672 amino acids)
Biological process (GO): regulation of transcription by RNA polymerase II
Cellular component (GO): transcription regulator complex
Molecular function (GO): RNA polymerase II cis-regulatory region sequence-specific DNA binding; DNA-binding transcription factor activity, RNA polymerase II-specific; protein dimerization activity
Source: RefSeq, a predicted model, not a curated record